AUGGUUCACUUAGGUCCAAAAAAACCACCUGCAAGAAAGGGUUCUAUGAUCGAUGUCCCACAAGAAUUGAUCCAAGCCUCCGCUGCCAUCGAGGAGGCCUUCACUGUCAAGACUGAAAAAUUAAAUGCCAUUGUCAAGCAUUUCAUCUCUGAAUUGAACAAAGGUAACUCCAAAGAGGGUGGGAACAUUCCUAUGAUCCCAGGUUGGGUUGUCGAUUACCCAACCGGUAAAGAAAAGGGUGACUACCUUGCUAUUGACCUGGGUGGUACAAACUUAAGAGUCGUCUUGGUCAAGUUAGGUGGUGAUUGCACCUUCGACACCACUCAAUCCAAGUACAAAUUGCCAAGCCACAUCAGAACCACCAAGAACCGUGACGAAUUGUUUGAUUUUAUCGCUCAAUGUUUGAAGGACUUCGUCGAAGAAAUCUACCACGGUCAAAUCAAAAACAAGUUGCCAUUGGGUUUUACCUUCUCCUACCCUGCAUCUCAAGACAGAAUCAAUGUCGGUAUCUUGCAAAGAUGGACUAAAGGUUUCGACAUUCCAAACGUCGAAGGCCACGAUGUCGUUGCUUUAUUGAACGCAUCCAUGGCUAAAUUGGACGUCCCAGUUGAGGUUGUUGCUUUGAUUAACGAUACCACUGGUACUUUGGUCGCCUCCUUAUACAGUGAUCCAGAGACUAAGAUGGGUGUCAUCUUCGGUACCGGUGUCAAUGGUGCUUACUACGAUGUCGUCAAGGAUAUUCCAAAGUUAGAGGGUAAGUUGGCCGACGAUAUUCCACCAGAAUCCGCUAUGGCCAUUAACUGUGAAUACGGUUCCUUCGAUAACGAACAUGUCGCUUUGCCAAGAACCAAAUACGAUAUCCAGAUCGAUGAAGAAUCACCAAGACCAGGCCAACAAACCUUCGAAAAGAUGACCUCCGGUUACUACUUAGGUGAAUUGUUGAGAUUAGCCAUGCUAGAUUUGUAUGACCAAGGUCUUAUCUUAAAGAACCAAGACUUAACCAAAUUGAAGAGGCCAUACAUCAUGGAUACUUCUUACCCAGCUAGAAUCGAGGAAGAUCCAUUCGAAAACCUAGAAAACACCGAAGAAUUAUUACAAAAGGACUUAGGUCUUAAAACCACUGUUCAAGAGCGUAAGAUCAUAAGACGUAUCUGUGAAGCUAUCGGUACUAGAGCUGCUAGAUUAUCUGUCUGUGGUAUUGCUGCUAUCUGUCAAAAGAGAGGUUACGAAACUGGUCACAUUGCUGCUGAUGGUUCUGUUUGGCAAAGAUAUCCAAACUUCAAGGAAAAGGCUCACCAAGCUUUGAAGGAUAUCUACGGCUGGAAGGAAACUGAUCCAAAGAAAUACCCAAUCAUUAUUGUCGAUGCUGAAGAUGGUUCCGGUGCUGGUGCCGCUGUCAUUGCUGCUUUGACUGAACAAAGAUUAUCUGCUGGUCUUUCUGUAGGUAUGAAAUGA
Arxiozyma heterogenica is the source of this 1455-nucleotide messenger RNA. RefSeq lists its product as uncharacterized. Bases 1 to 1455 code for a protein of 484 amino acids. Gene Ontology annotation, biological process: intracellular glucose homeostasis; glucose 6-phosphate metabolic process; mannose metabolic process. Gene Ontology annotation, molecular function: glucokinase activity; mannokinase activity; D-glucose binding. Gene Ontology annotation, cellular component: mitochondrion; cytosol. The record is from RefSeq and is a predicted model, not a curated record. The transcript has a single exon. NCBI's taxonomy places the organism in Eukaryota, Fungi, Ascomycota, Saccharomycetes, Saccharomycetales, Saccharomycetaceae.